CAGUAAAUACAGUGAAUGGUGGAUUGUAUCCUUCUUGACAGAUAAAACAGCCUGCAUAAGCACCCAGAAAUAUUUUCUUUUCAUAUCUAUCCAGGCCAAUGAAUGUGAUUUAUGAGCGUGAUCUUGUGGAGCUCUUUUACUGAUGCAGGUGUUAAAUUGCACAGUUACCAAAAGCAAUCAAGGAGCACUUUUUUUUUAUUAUCAAGGUUCUACCAGAUAGAAAGUAACAGCCAAUAUUACAUUGGUUGCUACGGGUAAAUAAAUGGUUGCUUUUUAUCAUCUGUGUUAGUAAAUGAGCAUCGCUAUUUCCACUUGCAUUUCCCAUUGAAGUUUUACCACACUGCAACUUCGGUGCAUGGAAGCACAUUUGAUUUUACUUUCAGAAACUGAAUCUGAUUGGGAAGAAGCUUAUGGGUACAAUUGCUUGGCACCAGUGUAGACUGUUGGAUUGGAUUUAAGGGUAUAACUGUCUACAGUGCAGUGGAACUUAUGCCCACAGCCUUCAUCAGACUUAAGUAUAUUGUUUCACUUUCUGAUAUAUUGUGGAUACAGGGGGCCCACACAUUUAUUGGAGCCCUUUAAAGGCUUUUUCCUGUUUCAUAUAUAACAGAUGCUUCAAAGCCACUUGCCGAGAAAACAAAGACCUAAGAGUUUGGGGGGGGGGGGGUUUCCGUAUAUUUGAAUCAGGUGAUGUUUUGAAAGUUAUAUUGGUAUAUCAUUCAUAUAUACAACUAUUUGUGUAACUAAUUUGUAGGGCAGAAGCUUUCAGGCUUCUAGGGUUGAAGCCCCAUUCUGUCACCAUAUUAUACUUUUGUAAAUACCAAAGAAGACUGUAAAUAAGUACUCAUCCCCAAAUCUUAAAUCAGCUGCCUUUAGUCUGGACCCUUCCAUGGAAUGCUUUGAGGCACACUAUGGCAGCAUACCGUGCGUUUUCUACCAUCAGUCAGUAUGCGCACCACAUGGCCUCUCCAAAAUAAUGAGUGCACUCUUCUCUGCUGCAUUUACAGUCACAGGUUCCUCAGUGUUACAGCAUAAAUGCUGAGUUUAGCUACUGCAGUGUCCUCUUAUGUUAGACUUACAUAAUAUUUCAAAAAUGUAAAUAUUUGUCAAUGUAAUGAACUUUGCAGAAGCUGGAAGAUGUCAUUCCUAUAGCACGGAGGAGCAGGUUACAUUCUUGCCCUAGUCUGGGGUGGGUUGCCCAAAGCUGGUGCAAACUCUGAUGAGGAACAGGUUAAAUUGUUUCUGAUUUCUUUCUCUAUUUCUCUCCUCCUUCUCUUCUAUUACAAGGAGGGGAAAGGGAGGGGACAGAAGAGUAGCUAAAGAUCAAAAAUAAACCUCUCAGGGGGUGGGGAAUAGCGUGUGUAUAUAUAUGUGAGGAGCUACCACAGGCAACCCUGAUGCUUCCACUCUGUGAGAAGUAAAAGGAAGGAAUCAGGAGAGGGGUGGGAGUUGGACUGGUGAUUAGCAGAUAGAAUCUCCCAUACGGGCUGGAGAGUGUGCUUUCUCUAUGGGACUGACCCUCUGCAGUGACUCGCACGCUAUUAGAGGGGACUUAUCACAUUUUGCUCCACUGCUUGCCUCUGGUUGCUGCGUCUUUAGAUUGCUGUUUAGGUGCGAGGGUGCCUUGUGUUUGUUGGAAUGCUCCAUAUUGCUGCCAGUAUCCGAAUGCUAAUUUGUAUUUUAUUUACUCUGCAUUACAUAAUUUAUUGCAUUGCAGUUUGUGUUUCUGGUGAAUCGGGAGGUUCUUCCACUCAGAUUUAUGUAAGACAUUUUGGGUUAAUUUGUCUUUCAGGGGUGAUGCACUUUUAUUUUCUUGCCUGUUAAUCAUAUACCACUCAUUGGUUAAUGCACAUACUUUCUGUUUCUGCAAAACAGUCUCCAUUAUAAACUUAUUUGAUUUCAAAAAGGUAUAUUGCUAGAGAUUUUGAUCAGACAGUUCAAUCAGAGCAAUCAGUGUUUUCAUUUCCUUCCAUUUUAUAUGUGAAUGCUGAGAUUCUUUGCAAUGGGUUUCCUUUACCAUCUAUAUUUUGCCCUUUUGCUUCUGGCUUGUUCCAUUGCUGCUCGUGUGAUUCCAGAAGUAGAAGUAACAGUGCCAGAACUUCUUGCAGGAUCCAAUGGGAAAAUGACCUUGCGAUUUACUGCACUAGGCAGAGAUAUAGCGCUCCAUUUAGUUCCUGAUGAUGCUUUUCUUGGACCAAGGAUGCAGAUCAAACAUGUAGGUAGAGAUGGUGGGACUCAGACAAGCAUGGAUGGGUUGAGGACCUGUUUUUAUUCUAGUAUGGAACCGCUGGCAGCUGUCAGUCUGUGCAAAGGUGUUCAGGGUGCCUUUAUGCAUGGAAGUGAUAGUUAUGUUAUCCAGCCCAGAAAAGGAUUUAGAGGUCAGGAGAAACUUGGUCAACACUUGGUAUUCAAAGCACAGAAUAGGAACACAAGUUGGCAUGUUAAAUCUCCAGAACCUGCAGAGGACUUAAACAACCAGGACUGGGCAAAGUAUGAUCUAAAUACUAAAGACACUAAAAGAAACAACCCCACAUUUGCCCAAAAAGGAAGUGAAAUUGGGAGCGCUCAGAACUUGGAAGAAAACUCUGACAUAUGGGCCAUCCAUGACAUAUCAAACAGCGAUGUAAAGGGAGAGGCAGUUCAUCCAUUUCGACAUCGGAGGUUUGUGUCCGAGGAUCGAUUUGUAGAGAUUUUGCUGGUGGCAGACAAUACAAUGGUUCAGUUUUAUGGAGAUGAUUUAGAGCUCCAUCUUCUGACACUGAUGUCAGUGGCAGCUCGAAUCUACAAGCACCCAAGUUUGAGGAACUCUGUGACUCUAGUAGUGGUGAUGGUCAUACUUGUGGAAGAUGGUGGGUCUGGACCAGAUGUCUCAGAUAAUGGAGGACUAACUCUUCGUAAUUUUUGUAAAUGGCAACAGAAUUUCAAUCCAUCAAGUGAUCGCAAUCCUGAACACUAUGACACUGCCAUUCUCCUUACCCGUCAGGAUAUUUGUGGACAUGAGAGCUGUGACACACUAGGAGUGGCUGACAUUGGAACAGUGUGUGAUACGAGCAAGAGUUGCUCUGUGAUUGAAGAUAAUGGACUGCAGGCUGCUUAUACCCUUGCCCAUGAACUUGGUCAUGUCCUUAGCAUACCCCACGACAACUCCAAAAACUGUGAGAAGUAUUUUGGAGAGCUUGGAAGGCACUACUUGAUGGCUCCACGUUUGCAGCUUAACAAAACUGUACCAUGGUCAGAAUGCAGUGCUAUGCACCUAACUGAAUUCUUUGACAGUGGACAUGGAGAUUGUCUGUUGGAUGCACCAUCCAAAUCAAUGGAGCUUCCCGAUGGACUUCCUGGAACAUCAGCCCAAUAUGACUUGGACAGCCAGUGUCGUCAAGUAUUUGGAAAAGAAUUUUCUCACUGUCCCAAAACACUGGAGAAAGAUAUUUGUUCUCAGCUCUGGUGUCGAAUCCAGGAGAAAAACGAGUGUUUUACUAAAAAUGAAAGCUUGCUUUGGGCAGAUGGAACUCCAUGUGGUGUUAAGCACAUGUGUUGGGAUGGGGUUUGUCUUACAGAAGACAUUGUUGUGAGACCAAAGGUACCAGUGGAUGGCAAUUGGGGUAGCUGGGGUCCAUGGGGAGAAUGUUCAAGGACCUGUGGAGGAGGUGUGCGUUUUUCGUACAGGGAUUGCAAUGAUCCAGUGCCACAAAAUGGAGGAAAGUACUGCAAGGGCCAAAGAGCCAUGUAUGAAUCAUGUAACAUACAAGAGUGUCCUGUCAAUGAGCUGAGCUUCAGAGAAGAGCAGUGUAUGAAAUAUAAUAGCUAUAACUUUACAGAUGAAGAAGGAAAUCUUCUGCAAUGGAUUCCUAAGUACUCAGGUGUAUCAUAUCGGGAUCGUUGUAAACUAGUUUGCCAGGCACGUGACCGAAAUGAAUUCAAAGUAUUCCAGUCUAAGGUUGUGGACGGAACACUCUGUGAGCCAGAGAGUUUGAAAGUGUGUGUGCAGGGCCAGUGCAUCAGUGCAGGAUGUGACCACAUCUUAGGUUCCUCCAAAAAACCGGACAAAUGUGGAGUAUGCGGAGGAGAUGGAUCAAGCUGCAGAAAAAUAACUGAUUCAUUUAAUAAGUCAAAAUAUGGAUACACUGACAUUGUCAGCAUACCAGCCGGGGCCACUAAUAUUGACAUCAAGAAGCGUAGUCAGCGUGGUGGUAUCUACGAUGGCAACUAUCUAGCAAUCAAGAAAGCAGAUGGUAGUUAUCUGCUACAUGGGGAUUUUGCUGUCACAUAUAUGGAACAAGACCUGCAUUUAAGAGGAAUUGUCUUGAAAUAUAGUGGAUCUCUGACCACGCUAGAAAGAAUUAGGAGCUUCUAUCCUUUGCCUGAAUCAUUGACAAUUCAACUACUAUCAGUCCUUCCAGACACUCUCCCCCCCAAAGUGAAAUACACAUUUUUUAUCCCCAAAAAUCUUUCAUAUGCAAAGACAAAAGCAAAAUUAUCUCAUCAUUCACUCCGGCCAUUGUUAACAUCUCAGUGGACUUUAGGGGACUGGUCUCCGUGUUCCAAGAGUUGUGGUUUUGGCUGGCAACGACGGACAGUAGAAUGUCAAGAUGUGGAGGGUGGAUCAUCAGACCAGUGUCCACAGGAACUAAGGCCAAUAGAUAUUCGACCAUGUGGGGACUUGCCCUGCCCAAUUUGGAGAGUAGGUGGUUGGUCACCUUGUUCUCAAAGCUGUGGGGAAGGUCUGAGAUCACAAAGGAUCUUUUGUAUGGACUAUACAGGCAGAGAAACAGAGGAAGAGAAGUGUGACCCAGGAAAACGUCCUACAAAGUCAGUGACCUCCUGUAUUUUGGAGGAGUGCUAAGACUGUCAAUAUAAGGAUAUGUAUGGAAGACAUCAUAAGGGCAGCUACUAACACAAGUCCUACUACUACUGAUUGGGGAUGAAAUCAGAUUGACAAAGCACAAGCACAGACAUGUGAUUACAGUUCAUUUCUUUUAGGACCAAUGACUAUACAGCAAAACAUACUGUACCUACACUGAGCAAAAUAAAAGAAAAAUGAUUUUAUUAUAGUUAUAUAAAAACUUUACAUCCUCAAAUUCAGUUUAAGGAUAUAUCAGAGAACUUUCUUGAGAAAGCAUCUUGCAUUGCUGAUAUACUUUAUUACUGCAUCACAUUACUGCACUGGUCUCUUUCAAUCUAGAAUGAUGCACAAAAGCAUUGCAUGCCUUUAGAGCAUUACCUGCUAUUGUUCUACAGCAGCAACUGAAGAGGCUGUGCACUAUAUCCCAACAGCAAGAUGAGCCCUGAUUUAACAACUAACAGCAAACUGAAACAUGUGGUGUUUCAGAUAUAAGCUAGGAAUCUACCUCAAUAGGGAAAUACCAAACCUUCUGCAUUAUAAUGUUUGUAAUGACUUUGCAGUUGAGAGGUCCUUUGCCGCAAAAUUGGUGUAUGUUGUGUUGUCUAUAAAUAUUUUUGUAUCCAUUUGAGCAACAUUUGCAUUUUUCUUUUUAUGAGAACAGCACGGCAUUAACUUUUCAGGUCUCAAUGAUAAUCUUCAAAUGGACAAAAAGUGACCUGUCACCACUGAAGCUUUCCAAAGACAUAAAAAUAGCUUCUAUAAGCAGUUCAUUUUCUUGGUAUUCUUUGCUUUCACUAAUUUGGGCAAGUCAGUUUAAGCAAAAUAGUUAUUUGUAUGUAUGUUUAUUGAGUACCUAUGGGCAGCUAGAUGGAAUGAAUGAUAGCAAUAAUUGGUCAAUGCCUCAGAAUGUGUUUUUGCUCUACUGAUGUACUGUAAUUUAUAUUAUUUCGAUGUAUUACACAAAACCCUCAC
Messenger RNA from Xenopus laevis (African clawed frog), 5815 nucleotides. RefSeq names its product A disintegrin and metalloproteinase with thrombospondin motifs 8. The transcript has 9 exons. NCBI's taxonomy places the organism in Eukaryota, Metazoa, Chordata, Amphibia, Anura, Pipidae. Bases 1985 to 4843 code for a protein of 952 amino acids. The record is from RefSeq and is a predicted model, not a curated record.